Molecule: messenger RNA, 1141 nt
Organism: Drosophila elegans
Lineage: Eukaryota; Metazoa; Arthropoda; Insecta; Diptera; Drosophilidae
Gene: rnh1
Product: ribonuclease H1
Exons: 5
Coding region: 54-1064 (336 amino acids)
Biological process (GO): DNA replication, removal of RNA primer
Molecular function (GO): RNA-DNA hybrid ribonuclease activity; nucleic acid binding; magnesium ion binding
Source: RefSeq, a predicted model, not a curated record
CCCAUCUGGCAAGGCCUUGCAACAUAUGUUUUGAGACGAGACGCCAUUUCAGUAUGCUACUUCCCCGCUUUUGUUCCCUGAGCCUGCAACGAUGCACUAUGGCCUUCUACGCCGUAGCCAGUGGUCGGAAGGCCGGAGUCUACGCCACGUGGGCGGAGUGCGAGGAGCAGGUCAAGGGCUUUAAGAACGCCAAGUACAAGAAGUUCGGCACGCGCCAAGAGGCGGAGAAAUUCGUCAAUGGCUGCAAAUCGUAUGCUCCACAGGACGUGGCGGUGCCUCUGGGCCAGAAACAUGCUACUCCGGCCAGUUGGAAGGACAAGGUGGGGCAGAUCGAGAAGCCCAAGUACACAGAGGCCUGGCCCGAUGAGGAUGAAGACCUGGUAGAGGACGAGCUGAACGCUGCCAUGAACGAAGUGGAAGGAGAUCCCAAGCCAUCUGGUAGUGGCAGUCUGGUAGAAGGCAUCCACAGUCGCAAGAGAAAGGGGACGGAAGGAGGCACAGCCGAUACUAGAAACAAAAUACCAAGACAUGCAUCCCAGGUAUCCGAAGCCACAGGACUGAAGCAAGUGGGUGCCUUUCAGUUCGAAAUCGAUGCGGAAGGCUAUGUAAUUGUGUACACUGAUGGCUCCUGCAUAGGUAAUGGGCGACCAGGAGCCUGUGCCGGCUACGGAGUCUAUUUCGGCAAGAAUCACCAGCUAAAUGCUGCCAAGCCGGUGGAAGGUCGCGUUACCAACAACGUAGGAGAAAUUCAGGCGGCCAUACAUGCCAUCAAAACAGCUCUGGAUCUGGGAAUACAAAAACUGUCCAUCAACACAGAUUCACAGUUCCUGAUCAACUCCAUAACGCUGUGGGUGGAAAGCUGGAAGAGAAGAGAUUGGAAGCUGAAGAACAAUCAGCCUGUGAAAAACGUUGUUGACUUCAAGGAGUUGGAUGAGCUGCUUCACAACAAUAAUAUAGCAGUGAAAUGGAACUACGUGGAGGCUCACAAGGGCAUAGAGGGCAACGAAAUGGCGGACAAAUUGGCGCGACAAGGGUCCGCCUUGUAUAAGGAAAGAAAUUACUGAUAACCAUUUUUUGAAUUUAACAGAUUAUAGACAGAGUGGCAACGCUAAAUAAAUUGAAGUGUAUGGACAACGCCAAA